Dissoconium aciculare CBS 342.82 is the source of this 873-nucleotide messenger RNA. Its product is annotated as heme oxygenase-like protein. The annotation marks the transcript as partial. Gene Ontology annotation, molecular function: heme oxygenase (decyclizing) activity. NCBI's taxonomy places the organism in Eukaryota, Fungi, Ascomycota, Dothideomycetes, Mycosphaerellales, Dissoconiaceae. Gene Ontology annotation, biological process: heme oxidation. The record is from RefSeq and is a predicted model, not a curated record. The transcript has a single exon.
CCGAGUCCUCCCUCGACUCCCGACGCGGCCGGAAAUGCAACGCUAUCGGCCCUCAUCAACACCGCGACCCGGAAACACCACACCGACCUCAACCGCCUGAUCACCACCCGCCUCCCGCUCUCCCUGCCACCUCACCAAACGACCCCUCUGGUCCUCUCCCGCGGCCUGGUCCCCUUCCUGCGAAUCAUCCUGCUCUUCGAACAAGAAUGGGAGCUCCUGGCCCGGCACGUCGAGCACAACCUCAGCCACCCGUCCAGCUCCCCGCGGUACAAGGACCUCCCGCCGCAGGCCGCCCUCCACGCCCAGGAGCUCCGCACGUGGAUCACCGCCCUCCGGCCCGAGGGGCUCGUCCGCACCCCGCGCAUCAAGUCCGACCUCCACCACCUCCACCGCGUCGCGGGCAAACACGCCUACGCCACGGUCCCGCUGGGGGACCCCUGGGCCGACCGCAUGCGCGCCCAGGUCCGCCGGAAGCCCCACCUCUUCAUCGCCUUCGCCUGGGUCUUCUACAUGGCCAUCUUCUCCGGCGGGCGCUGGAUCCGGGCGCGAUUCGCUUCCGUCGGGCCGGAGUUCUGGCUGGAGGGACGCGCUUCCCCCUCUCCCUCCCCUUCUUCCUCCAGCAUUGCGAGGGACGACGGGGGAUCGACGAAAACGACGACGACGACAGAGUCCCUGCCCGGGUUCACCUUCUUCUCCUUCGACGGGGAGCAGGACGGGGAGGAUGUCAAGGCCGAGUUCAAGGCGAGGUUGCUCGAGGCGGAGACUCUGCUCUCGGAGGAGGAGAGGAGGGAGGUGGUCGAGAUGGCGCGGGAGUUGUUUCAGCGGAACAUCCUGCUGGUCGGGGAAUUGGAUCGGAUGUUUCUGCGGGAGAAG